CCGUCUGGGUAGAAGCAGCCCUUUUGAACAGGGGAGGCUUGAUGGGCUGAAAGAAUGGAUAAAUGAAUGAACAAACACAUGAAUAAAUGAAAGUAUGGACAGAAUAUGAGAAGAUCCCUGCAUGGACCAGUGAGAAUGAUGCACCAUGCAGAAGGUGGAGGGGCAAAUGUUCAAAGGUCUUUAAGGGCUAACAUUUAUUCUAGGACUUGGGGGUUGUACUUCUAGAAUUUGUUAGGACAAAGUAACCCCCACUACCAGACCACAGUUAUUAGCACCUCCCAUUUGCAUCUCCAGGCUCAAGGGGGGCUGAUGAUCUGGGGUCUGAUCAUAACACCAGGUCCUUGGCUAGGGAGCACCUCUGCCCGUCCGUUUCUCUCCUUGUCCCUGCAGUCUCCAUCAGUAAUCUUCCCUGUUGACCCCUAGGUCAGCGAUACUUCCUAAUGUUCAGCAGCGUGUGGGUAGCUCUGGGGCUCUCUCUGACCUGCACCUCAGCCCUCAGCCUCAUCUCCCCUGCCUGGUUCCAGACCCCAACCUUCUCCUUUGGCAUCCUCACCUACUGCUCCUGGCCUCAGGGCAACAGCUGGAACCAGAGCUGCGCGACCUUCAGUUCCCUGGAGGAUAUUCCUGACUUUGCCUGGAAGGUCUCAGCUGUGAUGCUCCUCGGAGGCUGGCUCCUGCUGGCCUUCAAUGCAAUUUUCCUCCUGUCCUGGACUGUGGCCCCCAAAGGGCUGUGCCCAAGAAGAAACAGUGUUCCAAUGCCGGGGGUGCAGGCAGUAGCAGCUACUGCCAUGAUUAUGGGUCUGCUGGUUUUCCCAAUCGGUCUUGCCUCCCCAUUCGUCAAGGAAGUCUGUGAAGCCUCCUCCAUGUAUCAUGGUGGGAAGUGCCGUCUGGGUUGGGGUUACACGACCGCUAUCCUCAAUGCAGUCCUGGCCAGCCUCCUGCCCAUCAUCAGCUGGCCCCACAGGACCAAGGUCCAAGGGAGGACCAUCAUCUUCUCCAGGGCCACCGAGAGAAUCAUCCUUGUGCCAGAAAUGAACAAAUAA
This is a messenger RNA of Chlorocebus sabaeus (green monkey), 1043 nucleotides long. RefSeq names its product LHFPL tetraspan subfamily member 7 (gene LHFPL7). Gene Ontology annotation, cellular component: membrane. NCBI's taxonomy places the organism in Eukaryota, Metazoa, Chordata, Mammalia, Primates, Cercopithecidae. The record is from RefSeq and is a predicted model, not a curated record.